UCGUUGCUCGGCAACAAUUGCUGGUCACACAGAAGCUGUACUCUCAGUUGCUUUUAGUCCUGAUGGCCAACAGUUGGCUAGCGGUUCGGGUGAUACAACUGUCCGACUAUGGGACCUUAAUACUCAGACGCCAUUGCACACAUGUACAGUGGCAGCAAGUCUGGAGAACUUCAAUGUUGGGAUCCACAGACAGGGAAGCCAUCAGGCAAUCCGCUUGUUGGCCACAAGAAAUGGAUUACUGGAAUUUCUUGGGAACCAGUCCACCUUAGCGCUCUGUGUCGACGCUUUGUAAGUGCUAGCAAGGAUGGUGAUGCACGCAUAUGGGAUGUUACAUUGAGGAAAUCUGUUAUAUGUCUUAGUGGUCACACCCUUGCAGUAACUUGUGUAAAAUGGGGUGGAGAUGGUGUCAUUUAUACAGGCUCCCAGGAUUGUACUAUCAAAGUAUGGGAGACCACUCAAGGAAAACUAAUUCGUGAACUGAAGGGUCAUGGUCAUUGGGUUAACUCUCUUACAUUGAGAACUGAAUAUGUUCUUCGUACUGGAGCAUUUGAUCACACUGGCAAGCAAUAUUUGUCUCCAGAGGAAAUGAAGAAGGCAGCUUUGGAAAGAUAUAACAAAAUGAAAGGCAAUGCCCCUGAAAGAUUGGUUUCUGGAUUUGAUGAUUUUACAAUGUUUCUAUGGGAACCUAAAACUCGCAUGACAGGUCACCAACAGCUUGUAAACCACGUCUGCUUUUCACCUGAUGGCCAAUGGAUAGCAAGUACCUCAUUUGAUAGGUCUGUCAAGUUAUGGAACGGUACUACUGGAAAAUUUGUUGCAGCUUUCUGAGGCCAUGUUGGACCUGUCUACCAGAUCAGCUGGUCGGCAGACAGUAGGCUACAUUUAAGUGGCAGCAAAGAUUCAACUCUCAAGGUUUGGGAUAUCAGGGCACGGGCACUAAAACAAGACCUUCCAGGCCAUGCAGAUGAGGUUUUUGCUGUCGAUUGGAGUCCAGAUGGUGGGAAGGUUGCUUCUGGUGGUAAGGAUAGAGUUCUGAAGCUAUGGAUGGGCUAGAUUAAUGGUAGGCCGUAGUACGAGCAACUACAUGAUUGAAAUACACAAUGGUAGUAAUUGUGCGUUGAAGUAUUUGGCACCGUAUACAUAAUGUAUAAUAUACGACUACAGGGAUACGAACAAGGAUUUGGGAAUCUAAGUAUCAGUCACAAGAAAGGUUGACAUGAAAAGCUCCUAAAUCAGCAUUAAAGUUUUUGAUGCAUUGGGUGCAAGCAUUCUGCUUGGUUGAGCAUUUUCGGAGCUGUCUGAUGUGGACCAGCUAGGCAGCUAAGUUUUCUUCAUUAGAGUUGUGCCAUAAAGUAGUUUAUAUAUUUCUUUCCUGAACUAAUAUUUGUUUUUGGUUGUAUUGGAGGGAAACGAACCCUGAACUAAUAUUUUACGUUCGUACUCUGGAAAUGUAUACCUGCAGCUGAUUCCUGUCUUCUGCUGUCAUGCCAA
Messenger RNA from Pyrus x bretschneideri (Chinese white pear), 1491 nucleotides. Its product is annotated as notchless protein homolog. Gene Ontology annotation, biological process: ribosomal large subunit assembly. The record is from RefSeq and is a predicted model, not a curated record. Gene Ontology annotation, cellular component: nucleolus. Lineage: Eukaryota; Viridiplantae; Streptophyta; Magnoliopsida; Rosales; Rosaceae. The transcript is spliced from 13 exons. Gene Ontology annotation, molecular function: protein binding. Bases 142 to 828 code for a protein of 228 amino acids.